AGUGAAUAGGAAAAUUGCGGCAGAUAAAUUUUAAUGUAAACAAAAAUGAGGUCUUCCACUUUGGAUCUAAUAAGGACUGUGUACUUUCUAAAUAGUUGAAAUUUAGAAACAGCAGAGAAACUGGUAAGAACAAUGUCAUGAACACGUCGGAGAAUAAUGGAAACGGCCAAUGGAAUGCUAGGCACGAAGAACACAAUGAAGGAGAAACAUGGUUCAACCCUACAAAGAAAGCCCCAGUUCGACCGCAUCUGGUGAACCGUGAACCAUUCUGCUCUAGACUGCAGAAAGUACACAUUGGCCUUAAAGGGAGUGCAGCAUGGGUGAACCAGGAUUAUAUCUGGACUUCAAGGGAUACAUUCAGAGAAGAGAUUACACCGUUUGCCAUUCCAGUACACUUACGACACUGGCAUUAAUCCAUCACUUUGGAAAUUACCAAAUCUUGGCAUCAUAAAGUCAUCAACUACAUAAGCACGAGGACAGAUUUGCCCCUACUAGACUGGGCAGGAAGACAAAAAGGGGCAAUUGAUUAGCAGUGUCUGAUGUUUAAGGUAAUAUUUAAUUCCUCCUAACAAAAAUACAUUUCAAAGAGGAAGAAAGAUUGUAAAAGGCAGAGAAAACAUCCAUUGCUAAGCAAGGAAGUUAAAGACAACAAAGACAAAAAUCUAAGGUGCACCAUAUCGUAAAGGCCAGCGGCACACUGAUUGAAAAGCUAUUAAAGAUCAACAAAGGGUUACAAAAAAGAAUAUGGAAAAAAGCAAAGUUAAAUUGUGAAAGAAAACUAGUGUAAAAUAUAAAAAUGAAUAGCAAAAGCUUCUGUUAACUACAUAAAAGAGAAGAGAAUAGCUAAAAUGAAUGUUGGUCCAUUGGAGGAUGAGAUUGAGGAGUUAAUAUUGGGGCACACAGAAAUGGUGAGUGGCAAAUCAAUAUUUUGCGUCAGUUUUCACAGUGGAGGACAUGAAUACUAUCCCAAUAGUAACAAAUAAUGCAAUGGGUAUUGAAAGGGACAAUCUUAGAACAAUUAUUGUCACUAGGAAAUAAAGGUAUUGAGCAAACUGUUGGGAUUGAAAGCAGGCAAGCCCCAAGUCGUACACCCCGAGGGUCCUCAGGAAGUGACAGCACAGAUCGUGGAUCCAGUAACUGUAAUAUUCCAAAAUUCCCUGACUACAAGAUUCCAAUGGAUUGGUAAAUACUAAUUGUAACACCCUUAUUGUUGAUAGUGUGCACGCACACAGAAAUUGUACUCGUUGAGGUAUGGGAUCUGUUUUGUAAUUUGAUAUGAACAAAGCCCUUUCUCCUCCCAAAAGGAUAAGAACAACUUCAGAGUUGGCAAAACUCAUUGGGAAUUGUCCCUUUAAAUAUACAGUGGGAUAGGAGGAAGCUGUCGGCGCAAAUGAAGAUCGAGUCAUCUUUAAAGGUGACAGUAACGAGGACUAAACCAGUUUGAAACUGCUCUAGGCGAUAGUUCCGGCGCGCCCUCCAACAAACACAUCGCUGCAGUUUUAGGAAGGGAGUCGCUGCCCGUUCUCCCACAGUCACUAACAUGCGGGAUUACGACGAAAUCACCGCUUUUCUCGGAGAAUGGGGACCUUACCAGAAGUCAGUCUUCUUCUUUUUGAGCCUCAGUGUCUUUCCCAAUGGUUUCUGCGGACUGUCUAUAGUUUUUGUCGGGGAUAUUCCUGAACACCGCUGUUUAAUUCCCGGGCACCUCAACCUCAGUGAAGCGUGGAUGAACCGCACGAUCCCUCUGGAACAAGACAAGGACAAACUCCAGUACAGCAAAUGUAGACGGUACCGGUUGGAUGUGAUCAAGAACCUCUCGGAGAUAUUCCCUGACCCGGAUUCCGUCAAUAUUUCUGAGGUGGGACAGGAGCCCUGUUUGGAUGGAUGGGUGUACAGUAAGGAGCAGUACAUCUCCACCAUCGUCAGCGAGUGGGAUUUGGUGUGCAACAAUGAAUGGAAAGGGCCUUUUGCUAUGUCAGUUUUCUUCAUCGGAGUGCUGAUUGGUUCCUUCAUUUCUGGACAGUUAUCGGACAGGUUUGGCAGGAAGUUGAUUCUGUAUGGAACUAUGGGAGUCCAGAGUGUAUUCAGUGUGCUCCAAAUAUUCUCUCCAAACUGGGAAUUAUUCUGCCUUCUCAAUUUCUUUGUGGGUCUUGGGCAGAUUUCAAACUAUGUGGCUGCCUUUGUUCUUGGAUCAGAACUUCUGGGAAAAUCCACUCGGACUAUAUUUGGUAUUCUAGGUGUUUGCAUUUCGUUUGCAAUUGGAUACAUGACUCUGCCUUUUGUUGCAUACUUCAUCCGAAAUUGGAGGAUAUUGCUUUUCACACUGUCUCUCUCUGGCCUAAUAUACAUUCCUAUGUGGUGGUUUGUUCCUGAAUCUCCGCGCUGGCUGCUAGUAAAGGGAAGGGCAAAGGAGGCUGAAGCAAUAUUCCGACACAUUGCAAAAAAAAAUGGUGUCACUCCUCCAGAGGUGUUCUUCACUGAUCUUGAGCUUGAAGAUUUGAAGGCUAAAAGUAAACAAUCAUCGACAAUUAUUGAUUUGUUUAAAAGCCCUAAUAUCCGAGCCAUCACUAUUGUAAACUUUCUGUUAUGGAUGAUUAUAACAAGUAUAUAUAAUGGCCUAUCUUUGAACACAUCCAAUCUCCAUGGAGAUGAUUACUUGAACUGCUUCUUCGCUGGUGCCAUUGAAGUUCCGGCCUAUAUAGCAGCUUGGAUUUUCAUUCAGCGGUUUCCACGACGGCUUAGCCUUACAGGCAUACUUUUUCUUGGUGGAGUUGUCUUUUUCUUCAUCCAGCUCAUACCUUCAAACCUUUCAAUAAUUGCCACAGUGCUGGUGAUGAUUGGAAAAUUUGCAGUCUCCUGUGCCCUUUCCAUGGUUUAUGUCUAUACUGUUGAGCUGUAUCCAACAAUAGUAAGAAAUAUGGGUAUCGGAACAAGCACCAUGGCCUCCCGGCUGGGCAGCAUCAUCUCACCUUACAUUUUCUAUCUUGGUAUUUAUUAUGAAUUUCUGCCUUUUAUUCUGAUUGGGUGUGUUCUGAUUCUGGCAGCAAGUCUAGUCUUGUUUCUCCCUGAGACAAUCAAUAUUCCUCUUCCAGAAAUGAUUGACCAGAUGCAGAAAUUCAAGUUCAUAUCUAGGCGAGAUCACAUAAAUCUUGACCCUUUAUAUACACGCACAGCAACUGAAGAAGACAAUAUCGUCACUUAAAAAACGGAGGAAAUUUAAUCCAAUCCUCACAUAGAACAGUAGGACUGAAGAAAUGGCCAAGAAAUCAUUUGUCUACAAUUUAUAUUGUCAAAUAUUAUCAACAGUGUCAAUAUAUGUAACAGUGCAACAAAGAUACUCAAGGACCAUUGAUAAUUCAACAGGACACUGCACUGUUUUAUAUUUCCUGCGUUUUAACGCUCGUAUUUGUAAUUAAAAUUUAUUAUUAUGUGGGUUUUGUGAUGCAAUGUUAGUGUUCUUACUGCUAGCUAGACGAUCCAAGUUCAAGCCCCUUGUGUCAUAACAUGUCUGAGCAGCAUGGCUGAACGACCUAUAAUACAAAACUUUGUGACACAUUGUGGAUUAAAUUAUGGGGCCAGUUUUAACUUUUUUUACUUCAUCAGAUUGGUCCACUGGCUGGACCAGUAUUUAUUGCCCAUCAUUAAUUACCCUUGAGAAGAGGUAGUGAAUUGCCUUCUUAAACUAUUUAACUCCAUGGUGGGAUAGAUGCAUUCACAAUGCUGUUAGGAAGACAGUUCAGGGAU
This is a messenger RNA of Chiloscyllium plagiosum (whitespotted bambooshark), 3744 nucleotides long. Its product is annotated as organic cation/carnitine transporter 2-like. Gene Ontology annotation, molecular function: transmembrane transporter activity. Gene Ontology annotation, cellular component: membrane. Lineage: Eukaryota; Metazoa; Chordata; Chondrichthyes; Orectolobiformes; Hemiscylliidae. Gene Ontology annotation, biological process: transmembrane transport. The record is from RefSeq and is a predicted model, not a curated record.